CAGGCAGCUGAGGAGGAGGAGGAGAAGGAGCAGGAGAAGUUGUUGUCGACAGAUGCUCCGAGCCGAAGAGGCGCUAUGGCCUCCUGGAACCGUCCCAGGAGGCUCUCCAUGCCGGCUGGAGGGAUAGGGAGAAGCUGGCUGCACCCUCAUCUCCGGGGCCCAGAGGAGGAGAGGAGGGUCUUCUGUCCCCAGGACAGUGUGAAAAUACUAAGGCUGACCCUCCAGAAUGACCUUCCUGGGGACAGGCGCGAUCAAGGAAAGCAAAAGCCGGUGGGAAGGGCCUUUGCCAUGGUGGCCAACCGGCCCACAAACAGCCACGCGUUGGCGUCGGAGUACGUCAAAUCCAACGAGGGCGACGAGGAAAUCAUCAAGGUCUACCUCAGAGCCCGAGCUGAGGACAGGGCCCAGGAUGAAAAGAGCCUCCAUCAACUGAAAAGUGACGGCUGUCAUCUCCAAGCGAAAACGCUGGACAAGCCAAACGGGGUCCGUCCUCACAGAACUACCUCAUUUCGGAGCAUGUCACUAUGCCAGGAUGAGCCGACGUACCCGGGAGAGGACAUCUCGAUAAUGCGCGAGACCACCAAGAAGCUGUUCACGAAACUGCAGGAGGCCGAGAAGCGACACCAGUCGGACAGAGCCGCCUACGAGACGUCCAUUUCCCAUUAUCGGAGGGAAGCCGAACAUUCGGGGGCAGCGCUCAGGAGGGCGGAGCUGGACUUGGAAGAGAAGGAUUUGAAGCUGGAGGAACUGCAGAGACUACUGACAGGGAUGGAGAAGGAGCACAAAAGUCUGCUGCAGAAGAUGAGAGACGACGAGUCGGAGCUGGAGCAGCUGCGGAGCGUCGAGAAGGACAAAGUUGCCGAGCAGGAAAGAUCGGCCAAACUGGAGAAGGAAGUUGCCACUUUGCGGGAGAAGAUCCAUCACUUGGACGACAUGCUCAAGAGCCAGCAGAGGAAGGUCCGGCAGAUGAUUGAGCAGCUUCAAAACUCCAAGACUGUGAUUCAGUCCAAAGACACAAUAAUCCAAGAGCUCAAAGAACGGGUGGCCUACCUGGAGGCUGAGAACCUCGAGAUGCACGACCGCAUGGAGCACCUCAUUGAAAAGCAGGCCCAGAGCUCCGGGGUCCACAAUGCAAGGCCCCGCUCCAAAUCCGAGUACGUCAGCAGCAAACGGCUCACCAAGUCUCUGGGCCCCAAACCUUUGCCUCUCAUCCGAGUGCUGGAAACAUGAACUCAAACUCCUCUCCUCCGCUCCCCGAAAAAGGAAUCCUCUGCAAACUCGCCGGGCCCUUAGUCCAUCGCCAGCUGCUUCGCCCUUGCUGCUCGCUCCCCAGAGGCAACCAACUCCCUUGUAGCGUCCGGCGCGACUAUCUGGGUAGCUCCAUCCGCCCAGCAGCACGGCCUGCUUGAAGCUGCCUGCAAAAAAGGAAAAGAAGAAGGAUUUUCUGAAAAGGGUUUGAUCGGGACGGGACGCGAGGACGUUUGAAAGUCAAGAGGACGCUUUUGCCCCACCCAAAAGCCGCAAGAAGGAACCUUUGCAUUCCUUGCAAUUGGAUCUGUAAGGCUGGCCCCUUUUUGGAGAGACAGUGCCUUUUUAGUAAUUAUAUAUAUAUAU
Messenger RNA from Lacerta agilis (Sand lizard), 1614 nucleotides. RefSeq names its product tuftelin 1 (gene TUFT1). NCBI's taxonomy places the organism in Eukaryota, Metazoa, Chordata, Lepidosauria, Squamata, Lacertidae. The record is from RefSeq and is a predicted model, not a curated record. The coding region runs from base 76 to 1230 and encodes 384 amino acids. Gene Ontology annotation, cellular component: I band; intracellular anatomical structure. The transcript has 12 exons. Gene Ontology annotation, biological process: intracellular signal transduction.